Molecule: messenger RNA, 963 nt
Organism: Daphnia pulex (common water flea)
Lineage: Eukaryota; Metazoa; Arthropoda; Branchiopoda; Diplostraca; Daphniidae
Product: pre-mRNA-splicing factor SYF2-like
Exons: 2
Coding region: 196-894 (232 amino acids)
Cellular component (GO): post-mRNA release spliceosomal complex; catalytic step 2 spliceosome; Prp19 complex
Source: RefSeq, a predicted model, not a curated record
CCAGGCCUUUAACCAUUCAGUAGGUGGUUAAGAGAUCUGACAAAAUCGGGGCCAUUUUGGUUAGCAUUGUAAACAAUUGUACUCGAGUAUAGAGUUUGUAUUUUAAAUACAGUCGCUUCCAAGACGUAGAACAUCGUUACAUUUCUAGAAAAUCUUCAUCUCAUAUUUGAACCAUUAAGUAGAAUUGGUUUCAAAAUGUCUGACACACCAGGUACAUCAAAAUCCGAUGCGAGUGUUUCAAUGUCUAAACAAGCAGAGAGAAUGCAAAAAUUGCGACAGCUACAUUGUCGUCGGAAUGAAGCACGACAAAAGAAUCACCAAGAAGUUCUGGAGGAAAACAAACGAAGCAAAUUACCUACAAACUGGGAAGCUAAAAAAGUCCGUGCUGAUUGGAUUUUACAGACUGAAGCUCAACGAGAAGAGGCUGCAAAACUUGGCAAAGACUUUUCACGCACAAAGUUGCUGGAAGUUGGGGCUGAUGAAGCUGAACGCAAAGAAAGAAGAAACAUGAAAAAGAAUCCAGAUAAAGGAUUUGCAGAUUUUGAACAGGCAACAUUUCGCCAAUAUUCUAGGUUGGUCCAAGAAAUUAAACCAAAUAUGGAAGAAUAUGAGAAGGCAAAAGCUACACUGGGCGAUGCAUUUUAUGCUGAAAAAAAUACAAUCGUUCAUGGAUUGCAUAAAGAUUCUCCUGAAGCCAUGAAUCGUAUGGUUGAAGACUUACACAAGCAAAUUGAAAAACGAGAAAAGUACAGUCGGCGUAGACGUCAUGAUGAUGACGCGGAAAUCGAUUACAUUAAUGAGAGAAACAUGCGCUUCAAUAAGAAAUUGGAUCGUUUCUACGGGGAAUUUACUACAGAAAUUAAGCAAAAUCUUGAGCGUGGUACAGCCAUUUAAUAACUGAAAAUGUUCGCUGUUCAAAUUAAUAUCUCGACUACAUUUUUGAAAUAUAAACAUUUAAAAAUA